Molecule: messenger RNA, 1803 nt
Organism: Phlebotomus papatasi
Lineage: Eukaryota; Metazoa; Arthropoda; Insecta; Diptera; Psychodidae
Gene: phr
Product: deoxyribodipyrimidine photo-lyase
Exons: 2
Coding region: 96-1739 (547 amino acids)
Biological process (GO): photoreactive repair
Molecular function (GO): deoxyribodipyrimidine photo-lyase activity
Source: RefSeq, a predicted model, not a curated record
GUUUACAUUGCGCAACAUUUGCUCUGGGAAACCGUUGAUCUCUAACAGGGAUUUGUUUUUAGUGAAAUCUUCUGUGAAGAAAUUAAUGAAAAAAGAUGCCAUCUCCGGAAAAGAAGAAUUUGACGAGAAAAAGAAAGGCCGCUCCUGCAGCCAUUGCUUCCAAUGGUUCGAAUAAGAAGAACAAAGAGCAGAGCUUGGAGGAGAAAUUCCAGAAGGAUCGCGAGAAGGCAGCCAAGUCCAUCAUGGAAUUCCGUUUCAUCAAGAGAAGAGCGAGACUCCUGACGGAGGCUCAGCUUACGAAGGAGGGUUGCUCGGGAAUUGCCUACUGGAUGAGUCGCGAUGGACGAGUUCAGGACAAUUGGGCGAUGCUCUUUGCACAGAAACUGGCCAUUAAGAAUCAAGUACCACUCCAUGUGGUCUUCUGUCUCCUGCCCAAAUUCCUCGACGCCACUCUGCGUCACUACAAAUUCCUCCUGAGAGGUCUUGAGGAGGUUUCUGAACAGUGCUCGAUGCUAAACAUCCAAUUUCAUAUUUUGCGUGGUCAGGAAGCCAUUGUGGAAUUUGUGGAGCAGCAAAAUAUUGGAGGGAUUGUCUGUGAUUUCAGUCCGAUGGAUUUUUCAGAGAAAUGGAUCGAGGAAGUGAAGAAAAAUGUCCCAGAAAACGUUCCCCUGGUUCAGGUCGAUGCUCACAAUAUUGUUCCUGUUUGGGUUGCAUCUGAUAAAGUUGAAUAUUCUGCUCGGACAAUCCGGAAGAAGAUUACAAAUAAUUUAGAAGAGUUCCUGACACCAUUCCCUCCUGUAAUUGUCCAUCCAUACUCUGCAGAGUCUCCGGCUUCAGAAAUUGACUGGAAGGGUUUGAUGAAGUUCCUGAAGGUUGACAAGAAAGUCGAUGAAGUGGACUGGGCUGUUCCGGGGUACAAAGCUGCUUUGGCAGUUCUCAAAGAAUUUACAGAGCAUCGCCUGGAGAAGUAUUCUUCUCAGCGAAAUGAUCCUCUGGCCGAUGCUCAGUCUAAUCUCUCUCCAUGGCUCCAUUUUGGUCAGAUUUCCGCCCAGAGAUGCAUCCUCUACGUCAAUGAGUUCAGGAAUCAAUUUACAGAAAGUGUUGAGAUGUUUUGCGAAGAAGCCAUCGUUAGGCGGGAAUUGGCAGACAAUUUCUGCUUCUUCAGUGAGAAUCAGAGCACCUUCGAAGGGCUCCACAAUUGGGCCAGGACCACCUUAGAUGCUCAUAGAAAGGACAAGCGCGAAUAUGUUUAUUCUAGAAAGAAAUUAGACGAUGCUCUCACUCAUGAUGAUCUCUGGAACGCAGCCCAACUUCAAAUGAAGCACGAGGGGAAGAUGCACGGAUUCCUGAGGAUGUACUGGGCCAAGAAAAUUCUCGAGUGGACUCAGAGUCCCGAGGAAGCCAUCUCCACGGCCCUCUAUCUCAAUGAUCGUUACAGUCUCGAUGGCAGGGAUCCAAAUGGGAUUGUGGGAAUUUUAGUAAGUCAAUCCUUGAUUCCAGGACGAAUUCUUUUUUCUCAAUAUAGAUUUUUUCUUCCGGAAGUGGUCAAUUGGAGGCCUGCACGAUGGUCCUUGGAUGGAGCGUCCAGUUUAUGGGAAGAUUCGCUACAUGGCUAUGAGCGGAUGCAAAAAGAAAUUCAACGUGAAGGAAUUCGUGGAGCGUUAUGGCAAAGCAGGUCAGGAGAAGAAAACGGCCAAGAAGAAAUGAUCCUAAGAGAAGUGAAGAUUAUGAAUCUCUGAAUUGUCCUGUAUUAAUUCUUUUGUGUUAAAGAGCCAUAGAUCCAAAUAAAGAAGUAUAAUUUUU